GCGUCGGACGGUCGGGCUCGGCGUCGAUAAAUCGUCCGACCAGUUCUGGGGCGUCGAGGUCGGCAUCGGGGAUGGCGCUCAUCUCGGGGGUGGGGGUGUCGCCGAGGGCUCGCCGGUCGAGGACGUCCAGGGCGGGGCCCCAGAGGGCCCGGUCGAGUCGCAGUUGCCGAGGGCCCUUAGGGACACCGACGAGUCGAUCAUGGACAUGUGGCCCGCGGUGGACUUCGACGAGGUCCCACCCCACUUCGUCCGGGGGCCUGCCUGGGACUCCGUCGAUGCCGCGUGCGCCGAGGGGAGGGCCGACAUCUUGGCUCUGGAGGGGGAGGUGGACUCCCUCCGCCGCUUGGCCGCCCCGACGCCGUGGGCGUUCGGGGCCGAGCGAGCGGGCCUUGCGCGGGCGCUCGCGGCGGAGGUGACUGCGGUGGCGGGUCUGUCCCUGCUGGAGCGGCUGGCUGCGAGGAGCUCGACGGCUCGCCUCUGCCGCGGGGCUCUCGCCAGCUUCGUCGAGUUCUGUGUCGGGCGCCGCCUGGGCUGGGCGACCCACUCAGGCCUGGGCGAGACGCUGGUGCAGUGCAUGGACAGCGAGUUCCUCGGCGGCGGCUGCGGCAACCAGGGGGCGUUCUCGCGGGCCCACCGCGCGGCGGCGGCGUGGGCGCGGCGCGCGCCUGCGCGCGCCCUGCUGCCGCUGCCGCGCCGCGUGGUGUUUGCCUUGGCCGGCCUCCUGAUCCACGACCGGUUCCUCAGGCUGACCAUCUGCGUCCUCGUCAUGUCCGCCGUGUGCCUCAGGCUUGGGGGAGCGGCGAAGCUGUGCGGGCGCCGCCUGAUUCCGCCGUCGGAGGCGGCGGGCGCCUGCUACCAGUUCUUCGGGCUGCUCCUGCACGAGAGCGGGCGGGUGCCAGGCGAGACGGGCGCGAACGACGAAAGCGUGCUCUUCGGCGGCGAGGCCUGGCUCACCCCGCUGCUGCGCGCUCGGAAGCAGUCCACAGCGCAAUCGGAGCCGCUGCGUGGCCAGGAGGGGCGCCAGCUGGCCGAGAUACAGCGUCGCGGAUGCUGGCGGGCGGCCGAGAGCUUGGACCGCUACGCCAAGGAGACCAAGCUGCUGGACGAGCUCGCCUAUAUCCCGCCCGGAGUGAUGGAGCUCGGGGCUUUCGUCGAGAGCAACCUGGAGGCGCUG
Prorocentrum cordatum is the source of this 1174-nucleotide messenger RNA. The record is from the annotation of a GenBank genome assembly. NCBI's taxonomy places the organism in Eukaryota, Dinophyceae, Prorocentrales, Prorocentraceae.